Porites lobata is the source of this 8253-nucleotide messenger RNA. Lineage: Eukaryota; Metazoa; Cnidaria; Anthozoa; Scleractinia; Poritidae. The record is from the annotation of a GenBank genome assembly.
CGCCCACAGAGAAUUGUGGGCAAGAGGAAGUCGCCAUGUUGGGUGUUUGAGCGAGGGUGGAAGUGAAUCAAUGUGUGGUAAUUUCUGAAUUUACUAAUUUUACGACCAUCUUAGCAUCAACCGGAGGUGGAGUGAAACACGCUGGGAUCUUGGAUUUUUAUAGACGGUGUUGGUUGACCUCGUAAUCAACCAUGCCGCUCAUAAAGCGGCCCGUGCAUCCGAUCGAACUAAGUCGCGGACAGCUAGCGGGCGGGCUGAAGAAUGAACUCGAAGCUGUCUCUGUGAACACUUUAUGCGGGAUAAUGCGGCAGCUUAGCAGCAUUUCUAAGCAUGCUGAGGAUCUCUUUGGAGAGUUGUGUGCCGAAACAAACAGUAUUUUUCAGAGAACGAACUCUCUUCAAGAAAGAAUUCAGAAUUUGUCGCAGAAGGUGACUCAACUGGAUUCAAAUGUUGAAGAACGUAAGUGACCAUUUAAGCUUAUAGUAUAUACUUUGGAAACUAUGCAUUCCUGAGGGAAAUUUGUUGAAUUUUUGCAGCCUGUUUAGACAGAUUGAUGUGCUGUUAUCGAAUACAUCGGGCUGUCAAACUUAAAAUUCUUUGUUAGACCGAAACAUUGAACUUAAAUGCUGUGAUUUAAUUUCUCUUUAUAUUCGUGUUUCAAAUGAAAACAAAGUAGUGAUGGUUUAUUAUUGCUUUCACGAAGAAGUUGAAAAUUUUCUCCCACAGUCAAAAAUUUUAGAUCUAAAUCUCUGCUGCAGUAGAAGCUUCAUUUAGUGGUUUGUUCGUUUGUAUUUUUUUUUUCAGAAAAAUGCGUUCGUUACUACAAUUUACUGUUCAAUAAUCAUUGCCUGUUGUUUUUAUAAUUAGCGAAGGACUUCUUAGUGAGCUCCUUGUCGACGAGACCGUUUGUUUGUGAUAUUGCGCGUGAUUCUCUGUAUCCUUUGAGUAAGGCUUUCAUCCUUGUGCAUUCAGUCAAACUGAAAAGCCUGCAAUCUCUAAGAUUAGUUAAAGUCCUAGAGGGCUUGUUAGUGGCUUGUUAUGGUAACGUUACAGUGCCAGUUGAUGAUAAAAAAAUAUUUUGUUGCAAAUCGCACUGUGUUAAAUUGAGGAGGAAAUGGUUGAUAAUGCAAUGAUUGUGUGCAAACCUCUGCAAAAUUGUGCCUCCAAACUAUGAAUACUGAAAUUUCAGGGUAAUCAAUUAUACUGUAUUAUCUACUAAAUUAAUCCUGAUAUAAUCAGUAUAAGGUGAUUACAAAAGUGUUUUUAAAUUUAAUUAUGAAUCAUUGAAGAGUCAUUUGAAGUCUUGACCCUUAUUGUAGGGCAAGAUCAUUCAUGUGAAACCUAGUCUACUAUAAUAGAAUCUCCUGUAAGCAACUGGCAAAAAUGCUAGAUUUUCUACGAAAUGACGCUUUCAAAAUGCAAGAUAGGGAUGUGUCAUUUAUAGUGCUGCCACUGCUUUGACUGGGAAAAAUGUUUUUGGUAUUUUCGAAAAGGGUUGCUCAUGAGAAGUGGUCGCUAGGGCUUCAACAAGACAUUGAGGCAUCAGAGAAUCGUGGUAUUUAUUCUCAUGAUACAUUACACACUAAAUGUCAGAUCCUGAGGGAAACAGUUUUGUUUUCCUGAGAGUCCUGAUGUUUCCUGAGUUGAAAAGAAUACUUCAACAAAAGAAAACACUCGAGCAGAGCAAAUCAAAACAGUGGACUCGGUACUUAAACACAAAUUUGAUUCUCAAAACCACUGAUUAAAUGAUUUACAAAGUACUUUCCUCAUAUUAUCAUCUUUUUCGUCUACUAGCUGCUGUUUCUCUUCUGGGAUAACUUUGAAAAUCGUUGCUUUUUAGCUUGAGGCUUCAUGUUGGUGUUGUUGUGUUCAUUCACGAUAAUGAAAACUGGCAGUGUUUUUCUCACCUUCUGUCACGCCACUUUCCACCAUGCUUUGAUCACGUGCUGUAAUGUAUCCUGACUGGGGUACAUUACUUAAUGUAUCACAAUCAGGAAAACAUUUGAUUUUUAGUCAAGGACACGUGACCAAGAAUCAGCCAAUCGCUGUCCCUGUUUCUAGGAAUAUAACCAAUAUUGAUAUUGAGCUGAACAAUAACACAGCCCAUAGAACUCACAAUAACACGGUUUCCUGGUUUAUUCCACUUCAAUCCGACUCACAAACUCUCACAAAACUCGAUGAAAAAACCUCAAAGGAAAACCCGCGCUCACAAUAUUUUUACGACUCGUCCAGUUCUAGCUUACUCAGCACGCACGUGCUCAUUACCUUAUUUGGUAGCCCUAGCCCUAAUUUGGUAGUGCUGCUCCACGUCACAAAACUGUGAGGGGUAGGGUUGGUAAAACUCUCGUACAAUAUUUGGAAAAGAUAUCAUUAUAAUAUUAUUACUAUACAAGAAAUUAGGCUAUACCGAUUAAUUUGCAAGAUUACUACCAUUGUUAUUUCUUUGCUAAACCUGUAGGCUCAAUUUCUGCCGCUCUCUAGGUCCUUCCCGAGAAGAGAUGGCUGGACACGUGAGUGGCCUGUCAUGUCUGCAGUGUAAAUUCAAAAUUUAAUUCAUGCAUUGUUACCAAACACCGGAAACAGGAAAUGUCAUUAAAACACAUGUUGUGCUUUGUCUCGUCAUCACUUUGGUAUUUGCCAUAAAAAUCAGCAGAAACGCGUACUGAUUUACAUUGAUCUUGCAUUAGCGAAGUUUGGAGUGAAAUUACAUCAGAAAUGGACUUGACAGUCAUCUCUUUCACGUUAGCUGACAUCAACUAUUGUUGCUGGAAAAUAAUACUACUGGUAAUUUGGUAAUGAUCCAGAUACGGUUGGUUGAAUUUCAAAAGCGUACUUACCAUUUGCCAAUAUCUCUAAGCUAACUCUCGUUUUUGUAAAUGUUUCUUACAAUGCUCUAAAACACAAUUGCAUGCCACAUCAAACAACACCUUUGCAUCUUGUACACUGUACCUUUUAAAUCAGAUUGUUUAAAAAAUAUAGAGCAAAAUUUCUAGUUGCCAUGGUUGACUUUUACUUACUGGUCACAUUUUUAAGUCUUGUCACUAACUUUUUGCAUGUAUUCACUCCUCAGUUUCAUUACAAGAUAUUAACAUGCGGAAAGCAUUCAAGAGCACCAUAGUAACAGAUCAACAGGUAUUAGCAAGCAGUACUCUUCCAUCAGCCAUGAAGGAGAGAUAUCAAGACUGUGAUAAACCACCUCGUCUUCAGGAUAUGAACCCCUACAGAGAUGACAAGAAAGAUGCCCUCAAAUUUUACACAGAUCCUACGUACUUCUUUGAGCUUUGGUGUGAAGAGAUGAGAAAAGAAACAGAGAAGAAGAAAAAGAAGAGGGUGAGUGAUAUGGAAAUGUAACACUAAUAGUCAGUGCUUGACCUUAACUCUCACUGAAUACACAACUUUAAUCAGUGGGCUUUUAAGUUACCACUGUAUUUCCUCGAUUAAUAGCUGAGGGGUAAUUUGUUUUUUUUGUGCUUUAAAAGGAGGUGAUUAUUCGAGAGAGUUCAUGAUUUCAACUAUUGCUCACUGGAAGUUGAUUUUGUUUUAUUGUUACACUACUUAUUCCUCGCGAAGAAAGUUUAUAAUCCUGUCGCACAUGCACUGCGCUUGUUGUUAGCCAGCUGCAAACUUGGAUGCCCCACAUUUCUAUUUUUCUGUUUAUGAAUCUAUAAUUAUAUUGCUUGGUCUCUGCCCUGACGUCAUCUAGUGUGUGGUGUCCCGGAGCAUUUUUUGUUUCCAGGCGAACACCGAAGAGUGCCUUGUUGUUUUUUGCAAUGGAUUUCAAAGGCAAAAAUACUUUUAAGAGCAAACAGAAGCGAUUUGGAUCAUAAGCCUUAAGAUGUGAGCGAAAAUGGAAGUAACAAAACACAUGUUUAGCUCGCAGACAAGUUUAUACCGUAUCGGCUUAGUUGAGCAUCUGUUCUUUAAGUGUGAUGACAUGCGUUUAAGUUGGGUUUGUUACCGUCAAAACAGCAGUCAUUCUCCUCAAAAAUAUCUUUGAAUUCGUGUUUAAUUGGGCUUGGUCAACUUUAGACAGGGUGCCCUGGCAAAAGUUCUAGGGGAAAGGCUCUAAAUAAAAUAUUAUCAUGUCCUUUAUAGUAUGUUUCCAUGUGACGUGGUGGUAACAAAACGGCUUGGUGCAUACAAGGUCCUGAGUUUGAUUCCAGGCAUAAGCUGUGUUUCUUUUUCUUUUCUUCCUUUUUGUUUAGUUUUUUCUUUGUCAUUGUAGUUUUGUUUUGUUUCUUUAUAUAGCGUAAGUUUCUUGUUUAUAAAUUUUCUUCCCUUUUGCCUUAUUUCCUUUUCUUCCCACUUCUUGCCGUUCCCCCGAAGUGCCACGCAAGGUCCUGCAAUUCACGUAUUUCCAGUUAAAAAAAUUUAAUAAUCACAUCAAUAUGUCAAUAUCCUCACCAUCAGAGCUUGAAUAGUCACUAAGCAGUUUUGUAACCCUUUCAGUUGUGAACAAUCAGCAAUUGAAAGCCUGUUUUUUUAUCCAAGGUGUCAAUUUAUUUUAACUUGACAAGGAGGGGGUUAAAAAAGGAAGAUAGCAAGUGGACUGGGAGGUGAUUAUCAAAGGGGGCAAGGGGGGAUUAUUUGAGGGAGGACGGCUAUUAUUUGAGGAAAUACGGUACUCUUAUGAUAUCAAUAAAUUACAUUUGAGCCAAGCUCUGAUUGUACCAAAGAGGACUCUUACCUCUUAAUUGGUGUUCAGUCAGAUUGUCAUGUCGGCCCAGAAAGCUGCACCAAGUCCAAGAUGGAGUGCUUGCUGUGAACUACUGGCCUUGGUGACUUCUGCCAUAAUUUUAGCCAGAAAAAUAUUUUUCUUCAUACUCAAGAGAUUUGUAGCUUUACAUGUAUUUGACACACUUAGUGAGUGUUAUUUCAUGGAUCUACCGUAUUAUGACAUCUUUUUGUGACCAUUUCUCUUGUCUCUAUUGAUUACAUAGAGAGGCGGCCGAAUGAGAGCGCAAACAGGUGAAAAGAAAGUAGUCAAGGCAGUGAAGAAAAAAGUCUAUUGUGCUCAAGGGGAAGAGUUUAAAACCUCAGUUAUCAGCAGUUCUCCAACAACACCUACUUCACCCACUGCCGUGACAGAGAAUGUUGAAAUCAGUGAUGUUGAACAUGCUAAACAACCUAAUGGGGAUAUUCGAGAUAGUGUGCCCCCUAAUCAUCUUAUACAACCUGAUGACGAAAGAGGGAAAUCAGGUUCUCCAGCCCAGAGGAGGCAAUCUAGAAAGUACACCGGUAGCAAUAUACAUCGGCCAAAUGUGGCACCUCCUCCCCCUCCAGUCCCUGGAAUAGGGAAGAAUAUUCCUCGCAGUGAUUCUGUUUCAUCUCAUGGUGUUCCUGUGUUACCUGUACUGCCAAGUGCUGCAGUACCUGCACCGCCGCCUCCCCCGCCCCCUCCACCAUUGCCUGGUCAGGGGGGGAUGCAGGGUUUCAAGAAUUCCACAUCACAGUCUUCUGAUGGAUCCCAACCUGUGGUCUCACCGUCAUCGACUUCUUUAACAAACUCAACCUCAGAGUCAAGCAUCAGUGUUCAAAGUGGUGAAACACCCCUACCACCUAAGGAACAGGUCGACGCAAGAAGUGACUUGUUGUCAGCAAUCAGGCGCGGCAUGGAGCUGCGAAAGGUGCAAGUGCAGGAGGCACGGAAGGAGCAGCACAGUGGCUCAAAUGGUUUUGCCCAGGAUGUAGCAUCUAUUUUGGCUCGACGGAUUGCUGUGGAGUACUCAUCUAGUGAGGAUGAAAGUGAGACAGGUUCAGAAUGGUCUGAUGGGGAAGAUGAGUAACUCUUUGUACUCAAUUUUGAAUACCUCCAGUAAUUCAGUUUAAUCAUGGACAUCUUUAUAAACUCUGAAUUGCUGCAGCAGUUUUAAACCGUACUGCUUCCAUGUGAAAAAAUAAUUGCUUGUUGCUAAAAAGAUUUCUUGACAUGUUUUUGUAUCACUUUUUUACAGUCAUACAUGUGUUAACAAAUAAUGUACAGGAAAGUGUUCUACUUUUUCAACAAAUUGAUAUAGAUUUCAAAAUAUAAUGUAGAAAAUUAACCCUGAAAUUACCCUCCAAAAGACAGAAAUUCUCCUUAAUCUUGCUCCUUUUGAUUAUCCUGUCAAAUUAAAACUCCAUUUUGCUUGCACCUCUCAUGUCCUUAAAACAUUUAUGUAUAGAACCUGUUUUGUUUUUAUCACCCUCUGUUAGGUGAAAGUAUUAAGUGCCAUAAAGAAAUAGUUCAUUUUAACAGAAUCAAAAUUACUUUGAUCCCAGUAAAAUUAACUUUUUACCUGACAUAUUUAAUUUGAUUGCCCUUUUUGGACAAUGUAACCAUUGCAGAACUCUAUUGGUAUUGAAAUCAUAGUCAAAUCUUACAGAUCCAUCACAAAAUCCUCUACCUUCCCAUGUGAUGAUUAAACUGCUGGAAAGACAUAUUUUGGCACUUGCCAUGAGGUGUGGAUGUUGAAGUUUCAAUUUGAGCAGUAUUAUUGCAGUUAUUCUGAUUGAUUACACCAAUUUUGUAGAACAAGGUUACUUUACGCAAGUCUCUGGACAGGUCUCUGUUCACUAUGUUGUUAGGUACUUAAAUAUUAGGAAAUAUAUAUUUUUAUUGCUAGACUUGUUGUACAAUCAAACCUGUGUUAAGGGGUGAGAGUGGUCAUUGAAAAGUAACAUGAAGGAAUGUUAGCAAUAGUGCUUAACAGAAGGUGACCAUUAAAACAGGCUCACUUAACACUAGUUUGACUGUAUUGUAGUACUGUGUUAUUGUAAAGAUUAGUAAUUACGGUUCUCAAAUUCAUUAAUUAUUCAUAAAGAAUAUGCAAAGGAAAUUAAUGUUUAAGGAGUGUUUGAAAAUCAGAUGAAAAACUGCUCAUUUGUGCAUGCUUAAUUUUGCCUUCUAAAAUCAUUUUGUUUGAGAAGUAAUAUCAAGGAUUCAGCACAGUGUUAAAUCUCUAGAUGAAACACCUCAAAGUUCGUCAAAAAUACUCCGCUGCGCGUCGUAUUUUCAACUCUCUUCUCAGUGUUUCAUCUGGUGAUGAAAUGCUGUGUCCAAUGCUCAAUAUUAUUUUUACUAGAAGUUCCCCUUGUGGAGCUAAAAAGUGUCAGCCUACAUAAAGAGUAAGAGCACAGAGUUCAAACAGACUUUUGUUAAGGCGGUCAUAAACAGAACUGUUGCUCAUUAAGGGUUCAGUCCAAUAAGGGAGCUUUAGUAAUAAUAUUGACUGUACUGACACAAUGUUUAAGAUGAUGUUAAGUUGAAGUAACUUUUAUGAAUGUACUUGCAGGUGAUCAUGUAAGGGAUUCUUAAAGACUUUGUGAUGGAACUUAAAAAUGCAUGUAUUAUUUAAAAAUCUAUUUUAAUUGAAUUUUGUUUACUAGGUUGAGGAUUUUAAUGAAGAAGAUUGUGAGUGCAGACAUUUUUAAACUAAUUACUUUAGUGACCAUGAUUCCACACAACAGUUACAGUUUUUGAAAGAUAUAGUUCAUUCUAUUUGUGCUUGUGUGCUCUAGUUUUGCUGUCCGUGCAGAUGAUAUUAAAUGUCCUUAAAAUACCAGCAGUUCUCUGUAAGAUGGGCACUAUUGAGACUAGCAUCAAGUAUUCCGCUUGAAAGUGUCUUCCUCGUAGAAUGUAAAAAAGAACGUAAUGACUGAAGAAUAUUAAUAGCAGGAAACUUUUAGGCUUCUGUUUAGGAGGUGUCCGUCUUGGUGUCCAUUUUAAAGAAAGAGUUGACAUCAAGUGAACAAAGGUUAAAUGUGUUCUUUCUCACUUCCAAUAACCCUGCUUUUACUGUGCAAUUACAUUGUGGAACAGUCACAACCAUGUUAGAGACACUACACUGUACCUAUUAAUAUUAUUAUUAUCACCAUUAUUACCAUUAUCAUUAUUAUUAUUAUUAUUAUUAACAGUUGGAUUGUAAUGAUAGUGGAAAGGGUGAAAAAUAAGUUCACAGCUCAUAUAUGUUAGUUAUCAAUUUGUACCAUUCAAUGCGUAAUUAGUAUUGGCUGGAGAUGUUCAGACACUAUUUUUGUAAUGGACCUUAUGAGCUUGCUUGCUUUUGUAAAAAUAAACUUGAUGAACGUCUCCCCAAUAACUAGGGCUUUUGUGCCAAGUUAGAAACUCUGAGACUCAAAUAAAGUUAUUAUCAUUAAUGCUAUUGCUAUUAUUAUAAUAUUCAACAACAAACCCAAAAUUGCAAGUUUGUUUGUCAGUACCUCAUCAUGGACUGUUCUGUCCUUGGCUAGCUUAUUCACAAUAAAAAUCAC